This is a messenger RNA of Toxorhynchites rutilus septentrionalis, 656 nucleotides long. It is a transcript of the gene RpS18, whose product is annotated as 40S ribosomal protein S18. Gene Ontology annotation, cellular component: ribosome; cytosol; small ribosomal subunit. Gene Ontology annotation, molecular function: structural constituent of ribosome; RNA binding. The record is from RefSeq and is a predicted model, not a curated record. Gene Ontology annotation, biological process: translation. The transcript has 3 exons. NCBI's taxonomy places the organism in Eukaryota, Metazoa, Arthropoda, Insecta, Diptera, Culicidae. The coding region runs from base 128 to 586 and encodes 152 amino acids.
CGCAUAUUUUUUGACAACUCUCAAACUUCACUAGAAAAACCGGAUGUCGUUCAAAGUUCUUUUUUCCACAUCGGCCAUUCGAGUGCAGUAGACAUAAUUUUGCUCCACUGAAAACCCUUGUUAAACAAUGUCGCUCGUAAUUCCCGAGAAGUUCCAGCACAUUCUUCGUGUGCUGAGCACCAACAUUGACGGUAAGCGUACCGUUCCAAUUGCCCUGACGGCCAUCAAGGGUGUCGGUCGCCGUUAUGCUCACGUCGUUUUGAAGAAGGCCGACGUCGACCCUUUCAAGCGGGCUGGUGAAUGCUCGGACGAAGAGGUUGAAAAAAUCGUCACCAUCAUCUCAAACCCCCGUCAGUAUAAGAUUCCGGACUGGUUCCUGAACAGACAGAAAGAUAUCAUCGAUGGCAAAUACUCGCAGCUGACCUCUUCCAACGUGGACUCUAAACUGCGUGAGGAUUUGGAGCGACUGAAGAAGAUUCGUGCCCAUCGUGGUAUGCGUCACUACUGGGGUCUGCGAGUGCGUGGCCAGCACACCAAGACCACUGGUCGUCGCGGACGUACCGUUGGUGUGUCCAAGAAGAAGUAAUCUUAAGCAGGUGCAGUGUUUAAGUGGAUAUAUUUUGUGGAGAAUCAAAUAAAUCGAGAUGAAAACAUGA